AUGGCCAAUCUUGAGAAGGACCCUGAGGCCAUUGCCUUCGCCCGGACGCUGGACAAUGUCCCCUGGUGUGAAGAGUACGACGGGAUGGUUCCUGAGCUCUGCGAAGGUCGCUUUCGCGCGCGCAAGUUGCUGCACAAGUACAACGACUACUUUCCCGCGGAUGCGACCCGCGACUCCCUCACAGAUGAAAGAGAGGUCAUGCUCCGGCAGGUACUCGGCAGUGUCGGCAAGAACCCUUUUAUCGAACCACCGUUCAGGAUUGAUUAUGGAUGUAACAUAAUCAUUGGCGAGAGGUUUUAUGCGAAUUUCGGCCUCAUAAUUCUGGAUAUCUGCUUUGUUAAGAUUGGGGAUAGGGUCAUGUUUGGUCCAAAUGUAUCUAUCUUCGCUGCAACCCACGAGACAGGCGUUCAGUCACGGAGGGAUAAUAUAGAAUAUGGGAGGCCCGUUAUAAUCGGAAACGAUUGUUGGAUUGGGGGCAAUACCACUAUUAUGCCUGGUGUCACGAUCGGGAAGGGAUGUACAAUCGGAGCGGGGUCGGUUGUUACAAAGGAUAUCCCGGACUGGAGUGUUGCUAUCGGACAGCCAGCUAGGGUGGUUCGAAAAGUAGAUCCAGUGCCUGAUAUUUGA
Molecule: messenger RNA, 627 nt
Organism: Orbilia oligospora ATCC 24927
Lineage: Eukaryota; Fungi; Ascomycota; Orbiliomycetes; Orbiliales; Orbiliaceae
Exons: 3
Coding region: 1-627 (208 amino acids)
Molecular function (GO): acetyltransferase activity
Source: RefSeq, a predicted model, not a curated record